Aspergillus tanneri is the source of this 321-nucleotide messenger RNA. RefSeq lists its product as uncharacterized. The record is from RefSeq and is a predicted model, not a curated record. NCBI's taxonomy places the organism in Eukaryota, Fungi, Ascomycota, Eurotiomycetes, Eurotiales, Aspergillaceae. The coding region runs from base 1 to 321 and encodes 106 amino acids. The transcript is spliced from 2 exons.
AUGGCACCCAUACUCAUACUCCAUGACGGGCUACGGGAUCGAACGGUUGUCCCGUUCAUCGAACAUGGCAGCCAGUUCAUCCGGUCGGCGGUAGUAAUGGUAGUCAUAUAUAAUCCCAGGCAACGCGCCUCCGGGAGACAUCGUCCGUCUAUGGUCGACGCGACGAUCGUAGCUGCGCGGAUCUGCACGGAUCGAUCCGGAUAUGUGUGCGGCCACCAGGAAGUCGUCCUCGUUGCCGAUUUCGAUGUGCCGAACGGACCAUGGGUCCUCUCGACCAUUUGCACGCAUGCCUCCGUACGUGCUGUUUGGCGGACCAAGUAG